AAAAUUGUAUCUAAACAAGUUAUUGAUCGAAUAUUACUAAUAAUUACCUUAAAAAGACUUAGAAAUGUUGCUGAAAAGAAAUUUACUUGAAACUUUAACUAUAAUAUCUUGUAGUGGCACAAUCAUAUGUCUCUUAUUAAACUAUGUUACAAAUAUAUCCCCAAUUACUGGAAUUUGGCUAAUAAGCUAUCUAUUAUUAUUGUUUAUACUGUCCGUAUGUGGCAGUUUUAAAUUCAUACAAUGGUUACUUCACCUUAAUAAACCUUUAAAAUAUGAUAUAGAAAUUAUUUUAAACAAAUACCCGUUUUUGUCCUACCUUUCCGAUAUUUUACCGCAAAUUCAAAAGAAAGUUGAAAAUGAACAUAUUAAAGAAUAUGAUACCAAUGAGCUAAGUGUUAUAACGUCGGUAUUGGAAAAAAAGUUAGUUUCGUCGUGGUAUAUGUCGUAUAUUUCGCAAGAAAUUGGUUUUCCUUUUGCAUGCAAGCAAAUAUUGGAUCAAAUGAUUGCCAAAACGUUUCAGAUAUGCAAUAAAGUAGAAACUAAGGAUGUCUAUGUCGAUGUCUGUGCUAUAUUCAUAACCCAUUUAAAAGAGUAUAAGAAAGCUUUAAAAAGACAUGAAUCCAUUCCUGAUAGCUCUAUAGAAAUUCUAUACAAGAAGGUACAUCCAGUAUUUAACAGCAAGAACAAGAGACCAGUAACUGCUGACCAUUGUACCAAUGUGUUGAGAAUUAUUCUAAAAGAAUUGGUACCUUGGGAGCUAUGGGACACACCAUUCUCCGAGUUGCUCAUUAGAAUCCUUGCUAAAAAGUUAGAUAACUUAAUUGAUAACACAAUAUCUGACCCAGUGUGGUUGAAUGACAGAUUACUUUCUCUACUCAAAGCAGAAAAUAAAAUUCCCGAAGAAAAGCCAGUUAAUGAGCCUUCCAAUGAAGUUAAAGAAGCAGAAACUAUAAAACAAGAUCCUCCUGAAGCUCAAACUAAAUCUAGUCCAAAAAUUGCAAAAAAGAAUAUACCUCCAGUGAUUCAGAACAAUAUAAAUGAGGAGCAUAAAGAAGAUGACAAGCCUGAGAUUGAGAAAGCUGUGGAAGGAUGUGAGAUGUUAGAAAUCAAACCUGCAGCAAUCUUAAGACAACGUAGAGGCAGGCAGGGAAGGAAUGAAGUGAAGAUAUAUGACAGAAUUAUUGAAGGUAGUGUUAAAACUUGGGACACGGACAUGGACCUCCAGUGCAUCAGUGUUGGUCAGGAUCUGCUAGCUAGUCUAGAUGAAAUGACACUAAGUCGACUCUGGGGUCACGAGGAAGCUGAACAAAGUCCCAAGAUGCGGGAUGCAUCACCGCAACCACUGUGGUUUGGCGAAGAGGACACAAUAGAAUCUGACCCAGAAAAUAACAAGGAUUCGAAAAAGGAAACGAGUCCGAAGCCCACUGAAGCCUUGCUGAAAGACCUCCAGAGCACCGUGCACCACGCCAAGACCAAGAUAGGAGACCUGCAGGUCCCUUUAUACAUAGAUGUGCCCCGCAAACAUUCCAGUGAUGAAGCAGCGGGAAUGAUGGAGGGCUUGCUGGACAAAGGUAUCGCAGGUAUUAAGAAGGGCCUCCGAUUCACGGGUCUAAGCGAUGAUUCACAAGAGAAGUCACCAGCUCAUAAAGAUAGAAACAGUGAAAAAAUAUCACCAUCGGAACUGCAUAGAAGCAGACAGAAGCCAGAAGUCGUCAUGGAAGUGAAGGAGUCCUACAUGCCCUUUGGUAACCAGAAAGAGGAAAACGGGACAACAUCUCAUGCAUUAGUCAAACAGCAGAGGGUCACUUCACAGGAUAGUAUGCACUCGACCGCGGCGCCCCCGUCGGUCAGUUACGGCCCGUGGGGGCGGAGAGUGGAGGGCGGUGCUCCGGAGUCGCUGUCGGAGUCCCCGGAGCCGCAGUACGAGGAGGCGGCCGACCUGUCCGCCAGCAUCGCCAAGUUGCGUACGCUGCUGCAGCACGCCGGGCCCAGGGAAGAAGCGUGGUGGGAGAGCUCGGAGCAAACGCGCACGCGACAUCACGUUGACUCCGCCGCGCUCGCCGAUGAGUACGAUAUGAACUUGGACCGCGGCUCGUCUCCCGGACAGACGACCAACAAUAUGCAAAGACUAGACAAAUUAUUCCAGCGCACAGUGACGGGUGUUUUCAAUUCGAUAAAGACGGCCGUCGGUGCCGAGGGGGAGGAGCUCCCUCCCAGACAACUACACGACUGGACCUAUGUGUGCACUUCGCCCGAGUUGAGUGUCAGCGCGUGCGCGUCGCGGCUGUGGGCGGCGCGGCGCGCGCUGUGGCACGUGGACGGCGCGCUCGACCCGCUGCGCGCGCUCGGCCCGCCCGCCGCGCCCCUCGCCGCGCCGCUCGACCUCGGUACGGACACUGUACUCCACUGUACCCGCUCGACCUCGGUACGGACACUACUCCACUGUACCCGCUCGACCUCGGUACGGACACUGUACUCCACUGUACCCGCUCGACCUCGGUACGGACACUGUACUCCACUGUACCCGCUCGACCUCGGUACGGACACUACUCCACUGUACCCGCUCGACCUCGGUACGGACACUACUCCACUGUACCCGCUCGACCUCGGUACGGACACUGUACUCCACUGUACCCGCUCGACCUCGGUACGGACACUGUACUCCACUGUACCCGCUCGACCUCGGUACGGACACUGUACUCCACUGUACCCGCUCGACCUCGGUACGGACACUGUACUCCACUGUACCCGCUCGACCUCGGUACGGACACUACUCCACUGUACCCGCUCGACCUCGGUACGGACACUGUACUCCACUGUACCCGCUCGACCUCGGUACGGACACUACUCCACUGUACCCGCUCGACCUCGGUACGGACACUGUACUCCACUGUACCCGCUCGACCUCGGUACGGACACUACUCCACUGUACCCGCUCGACCUCGGUACGGACACUGUACUCCACUGUACCCGCUCGACCUCGGUACGGACACUGUACUCCACUGUACCCGCUCGACCUCGGUACGGACACUGUACUCCACUGUACCCGCUCGACCUCGGUACGGACACUGUACUCCACUGUACCCGCGCUACAUCGAGCGGGUAACCUCCAACUAUCAACACAAGAUAUAGGAGUCCUUAUACUACGAAUCAACCUCCUACGAUACCUA
Molecule: messenger RNA, 3170 nt
Organism: Nymphalis io (European peacock)
Lineage: Eukaryota; Metazoa; Arthropoda; Insecta; Lepidoptera; Nymphalidae
Exons: 13
Coding region: 65-3106 (1013 amino acids)
Source: RefSeq, a predicted model, not a curated record